CUGUCCUUUUCCUCCUCCGCUCGCAGCCUUAGAGUUUAGGGGGAUCCUGAUACCGGCCGACCGGAGAGUAGAAAUAGGGAGCAAAAGUUUCUGAAUACGCUGAGGGAUAAGACAGACACACACUUCCACUUCCACUUUAGCUCUCUUUUAUCCCUUUUCUGUCUUUUGUUGUGGACGUUUGCCUUCGGCCGAGGACAAAAAGUGACACCCUGGACGAUUGGUGCAUUGACCAUGCCCAACGGUGCGCUGUAGAACUCGUCUAACACUGGAUGUCCACACCGUUAGCUGAUGGAAUUACAUCCACCGUUCGGAGCGUAGAGUCUGAGCCCAGAGGCAGUCAUCACUCAGCAGGGCAGAAGUGUGUAUAGUGAUCUUGUGUGUGUGUGUGUGUGUGUGUGUGUGUGUGUGUGUGUGUGUACAUCGCUGAUGGAUCUGCGCGUGGGAGAACGUCUGAUGCGUCCUGCAGGAUCAGACACGGCUCUGCUCUCACCACUGCAGCGCCCCCUAUUGCUCAGCCCAUUCACUCCGCAGCACUGUGCACAGUAUAGCCAGCACAUACGGUUUAACAUGGAGCAGCAUCUACGAGACCAAGAAGAGGAGAAGCAGCAGCUGCAGCAGAUACGACACAAAGACAAGAGCCAGCAGAGUGCAGUGGCCAGUUCUGUGGUGAAGCAGAAGUUAGCUGAGGUGAUUCUGAAGAAAAAGCAGGCAGCGCUGGAGAGAACCAGCUCGAACCCCCUCAGCACCCCGCCGGUGCCCUACAGAGAAUUAGCUCCGGACCCCAAUGUUUCUCUGCAGCCCCUCCUCUCCUCCCCACCACAAACCCUCAGUGAGGGACCUGAUGAACCCCCUCUGAGGAGAGCAACCUCUGAACCAAACCUGAAGGUGAAGCACAAACUAAAGAAGCACCUGCACACCAGGAAAAGCCCACUGACCCGCAAGGAGAGCGCCCCUCCCACCAUUAAACACCGCGGACCCGACACACUGGACUCGUCCCCCAGUAGCAGUAGUACUCCAGUGUCCGGCUGCAGUUCCCCUAAUGACAGUCUUCCUAAUGAAAACGGAGUGCUGCCCCCUGCUGGCAGUCUGAUACACGAGGCUCAGAGGCUAUUACUCUCAGAUGGUUCAUUGGCCCAUUUCUCUGUCCCGGCUCCCUCCACACUCCCGACCAUCACGCUGGGGCUUCCUGCUCAUGCUAAGGUGGAGGGUGAUGUGAGUUCCCUGAAGCUGGGCCGUGUCCCCCUAGUAUCCGGUGGUUCUCAGGUUUUGCUCCCUCUUGGUGUAGAGGAGCAGAGUGCCCCCUUGUUGCAGCCUGUUCUCAUUCUGGAGCCAUCCGGCCUCGUCCACGCACCACUGCUGGCUGUUCCAGGUUUGGGUCCAGUUCCCCUGCAGUUCAGCGCUCCUGCUGGACCCCAUAAGCCUCUGAGCCGGACGCGCUCAGAGCCGCUGCCCCAAAGCCCGCGAGCCCUGCACACACACCUGCUGCAACAACAGCACAGCGCACAGCUUCUAGAGAGGCUCAAACAGCAGACACACCUGGGCAAGCUCAUGUCAAAGUCGAGCGAAAAGCCUCGGCUCCGACAGAUUCCCUCUGAGGAUAUGGACUCUGAGGAGGUGGGACCAUCUGCAAGUGAUGCCCACCAGAGGGCAGAGUCACUGAGGGAGGUGGAGAAUCAGGAGGAACAACUCAACUUACAGCAGACACUCAUACUAAACCAGUCUCGUCUGUGGGAGACGCAGAAGCAGCUGCAGCAGAUGCGCAGACAGACUGCCCACAUGGAGACCCUGGCAGUUCCCAUGAUGCUUGGUGGCGUCCACAGGCCGUUGUCCCGCACGCAAUCAUCCCCUGCCUCCACUUCACACACGCUGCCUGAGAAAACAAUGCCCAUUACCACAGCACCCGAGCCACACAGCCAACCACGCUUCACCACGGGUCUGGUCUACGAUUCCCAGAUGUUGAAGCAUCAGUGUACCUGUGGAGAUAAUAGCAGUCACCCAGAACAUGCUGGGAGAAUCCAGAGUAUUUGGUCCCGCCUGCAGGAGAGAGGUCUGAGGGGCCAGUGUGAGAGUAUUCGGGGCAGGAAGGCCACUCUGGAGGAGCUGCAGUCUGUUCAUACUGAGCGUCACGUUCUGCUGUAUGGCACAAACCCCCUCAACCGCCUCAAACUGGACAACCGCAACCUAGCAGGCAUUCUGUCCCAGAGGAUGUUCGUCAUGCUGCCGUGUGGAGGAGUGGGGGUAGAUAAUGACACCAUCUGGAAUGAGAUGCACACGUCUACAGCCUCGCGUAUGGCGGCUGGCAGUGUGACUGAACUGGCCUUCAGAGUGGCUAAAGGAGAACUGAAGAACGGUUUUGCUGUGGUCAGACCACCAGGACAUCACGCAGACCCCUCUAACCCCAUGGGUUUCUGCUUCUUUAACUCAGUGGCCAUCGCUGCCAAGCAGCUCCAGCAGAAGCUAAACAUCACUAAAAUUCUUAUCGUCGACUGGGACGUUCACCAUGGCAAUGGCACCCAAGAGAUUUUCUACAAUGAUCCCAGUGUGCUGUACAUCUCACUCCAUCGCUACGACAAUGGCAACUUCUUCCCCGGCAGUGGAGGACCAGCAGAGGUGGGUUCUGGUGCUGGAGAGGGGUUCAAUGUGAACGUGGCGUGGACUGGAGGUCUGGAGCCCCCUAUGGGCGAUGCCGAGUACCUGGCUGCCUUCAGGACGGUGGUGAUGCCGAUUGCUCGGGAGUUUUCUCCAGAUAUGGUGCUGGUCUCAUCUGGAUUUGAUGCUGCAGAGGGACAUCCAGCACCGUUAGGAGGAUACAAAGUCACAGCCAAGUGUUUUGGGUUCCUGACCCGACAGCUGAUGGGCUUGGCAGGAGGGCGCGUGGUUUUGGCGCUGGAAGGGGGUCAUGACCUCACAGCAAUCUGUGAUGCGUCAGAAGCCUGCGUCAGCGCUCUUCUGGGACUGGAGGAUCCUUUCCCAGAAGACGUUCUCCUGCAGAAGCCCAAUACUAAUGGAGUUCUGUCACUACAGAGAGUCCUGCAGAUACAGAGUCAGUACUGGUCGUGUCUGAAGCCGCUGAUGGGUUCUGUGGGUUUAUCGUUCCUUGGUGCUCAGAAGGGAGACUGUGAGGAGACUGAUGCAGUGAAGGCCUUGGCGUCUCUAUCUGUGGGCGUUCUGACCAACAAGAGCCUCCCUGAUGAGCCUAUGGAGCACGACCAGUAGGCCUUGUAGGCCCCGCGUCCACUUUCCUUCCGAUUGUCCAAUCAUAGUGGAGUUCCACGUCACAUGACUAUGAGAGUCAGCCUCUCUCACUGCCUUAGGACCAGCAGUGCCUUUGAUGGGAGGGGCUGUGGUGACAUCACUUCCUGUUUUACUCCUAUGCUACUUCCUCCUAGGCUCUGUAUUGACUGUGUGUCAGAAGAGCAGUGUGGUUAAGCUAACCGGAAGUCUUCGGAAAAAACCCGGAACUUUCUGUCCAUCCUCUCCCAGAUCCGUACACUGACAUGUCAGAAGGUGACACGUUUUCACCUUUUUAUUUUUUUUAACUGCAAAUCGGACCCUAAACAGGGGCAUUCCUGGACGAUUAGAUCUCCACUUUAUUCCCUUGUGCCUUGUGGAAUGGACCGAUCUACUUUUGCUGGAGAUGAGAAGCAAGAUUUACAGACAAAACUCACUUUUGAGUCAUUUUGCUCCUUCCUCAUUCUCAUCAGACUGUUUUGCAUGUGAGAAAAUUAGCGCCUGGCAACCACAAAAGUGGGUCCUCACUCUUUUUUUAUCAAUGAUGUCAUUUCGUCCAUGACAUUAACCACUAAAGAAGAAAAAGAAGGAAGAUUUGGACAAAUUGUUUAUUCUUAACUGUUAUUUUUUGCACUGUGCAUUCCAUAAUGUGAACUAUGAUAUAUAGCGUUUCUUUUUGUUUUAUUAUUCCAGACCUCGGGGACAAAAAAGUUAUUUACAUAACAUUAGAACAUUUUUUUCUAAAUGAAGCAAAGCAGAACUGUUUUCAGUUCAGUCACAGUCGGUGCUCAUCCGCGGCUCACUGGCUGUGUGUGUGUAAGUGUUAAACACUGCUUUUCACACACACUCGGCCCAAGCGCAGCUUCAUUUCAUGCAAAGACACACACCGAGUUGCUCUGCUCUAUUAUGUGACCACUGUAUGUAAGUUUUCGCUGACCAGGGGAGAUUCUUAUCUCCCCAAAUAGAAAGUAAACUAGGCUGAGCAGCUUUAACCCUCAAGUUUUGCCAAAAUUGCAGUAAAUCCAUUAAUUACAGAAAUGUAUUUCUGUAAUUAAUCACUGGCUGGUUAAAUGUACAAAUCAUAAGAAUUAAUUUCCUUUUCACUAUGUUCUUUUGUCCAUACUCAAAGCCUCUGUUUCAUCACAAACUGGCUGCACGUUGCAGAAAGACCAUAUUUAAGCAUAAAUGUGGUCGUACAUGAACAGGAAUAGCAUUUCCAUCAUAACAUUAUCAUAAUGGUGGCAUUGUCAUUACAGCUGACCAAUCAGUAUCCUUCUCUGCAGUCACAUAUCCAGAAUUUUGGACAGUAUUCCAACAAGCAUUAUUAUUCCACCAAAUAAUUCAUAUGUUUAUGAUAUUUAGACUUUACAUGAACAAAUAUCAGAUUUCAGAAUGUCAUAACUCACUUUUUUUCUUAUUUACAUUUUUCCAGCUACAUUGUGUGAAUAUUUCUUGGACAAUAGACUAAUAGAAUGACCAAAUGAUCAAAAUUAUGUUUACUUUAAUUGUAGUAAAAUGGUGCUGCAUUAACCCCUUUACAUGACAGGCUUGCAUUCUUUGCUUCUGUAAUUUAAGAAUACUUCAGUCAGUUUGCAUAGUUUUCCAUGUAAUUACUAAAUUAGGGUGUCAUGAAACUGCAAAUUUAAGGGGUUAAUAUACAAUAAGUUUAUAAUUUUUAUCCUUAUACUAUAACAUGACAAUGACAGUGAUAACAUACACACAUGCAUUUCCUUUAUAGAAUUUUCAGUCGAAUCCUUCUGAAAUGGAUCACAGAGCCAAAAUCAUCUUUAUAACCAGCGAUGAUUAAAGCUGAUGAACUGCAUGUGUGUUUUUGAGCUCUUAAAGCAAACCUGAGGGUUAAACAUCUCAGCUUCCUCAGUCUUCUCCCUUUUCUACAUUCAUUUGUCCAAAAUCAGGAUUUCUUCACAUCUUGACCAAAAAUCUGUAGUUGCCUUUCAGCAGGAGGUUAAAAUAUGCGCUGAAUAUCACAUCCUGUACAAGUUAUCAUAGUCUUGCCUUGUCUUUCCUUUCGCGCUGCAUUUUUAUUCAGGAAAAGUCCAGUUUGACCCAAUUUAAACCUGUGGAUGCUGUUUUCGUUCUAUGCUCUGCUCUCAGAAGUUUCUUUUGAAAGCUUUGAGAGUGUUUUUUAAUGACUUGUGUUGUUUUCUGCUGGUAACCUACUUUCCAGACGCCGGUCUUAAAGCGAUAUUUUGGGUAAAGAACCAAAUUCACCCCCCUUAUGCCAAAUGCUAUUGAUUAGCCAAGACAUGUUUGGGGUCUGGAGUUUUCUUUUUAAGUUGAGCACCGGAGUUACGGAGCUAAUGUAGCUAACAAAUAGUGGAUUAGCACUUAAUGACAUGCCUAAAUCACUGCUCGCCUCAAAACGUGUGUUCAGUAACAACAAUAGAGUCUAAUUAUCUUGAUUAUGUGGUUUCUGACAUUGUAUGAUACAAUGUUAUCCAGAAACAUGGACUAAAGUUUGUUAGCAUAAAGCUAAAAACAGUAGCAGCCACCUGGAAAACUGAAGAUUGUUGCAACAGACACCAAACCUGUCUUAGCCGUUGAGCUUCAUUUGAGAUAAGGUGGAAAAUAGUGAACAUUUGAUUUUUGCCCCCAUUGUUGUGUGUGUAACGUUAAAGAUUCGCAUCAACCAUGUCUUUUUUUUAAACAGUGUUUUGCGUUUCUGCUGUCGUCAGUUAAUAUAAUCAUGUUGUACCGACCAGUUAGCCAGAAUUGGCACCAGUGCACUGAAUCACUCAACCAGAUACUGUAUACUCUUCGGUUUCCGAAGGCUGCAUAAUGUAUGCAUAAGUGGGUGUGGCUUAACUCUGUCCAGUAGCAGUGAAAGGUUUGGACCCAUCUGGCUGCAAGUUUUUCAUAAAGAUUUUGUUUUGAAGACAAAUGUGAGGAGGGAAAGUAAAGAACUGCACCAUUUGCUGGUCACGUUCAAAACAUUUGUCAUAGGUCAUCUUGACAUAUACUUUUUUUUUUGUUAAUUAUCCAUUUGUUCAUUGAUGUAAUAUCAAACAUAACUGAAUUUGGAGGCGAUAGCACGUUUUAAUAUUACUGUGUACUGUAAAUAACUGUAAAGUUAACCCCCCAUUUAAUUCACCUAGCCUAUGAUUUAAAUGCAAACAGAAGGGGGCGCUCUGGCCUCUUUUCUUUCCCAUAUUGAAGUUGAUAAAAACGUUUUCUCCAUAAAUUACUAAAAUGUGUGUAAAUUUAUUUCCAAAAUGAAAAAAAAAGUAUUUUUUUUACAAUUUGAUUUAUUAACUCUCUCACAACAACUAGCUCAGCAGCCAGAUUGGAGAAUCUAAAAUAUAUAACAGUAGCUUUGUUUUUACUGUCAUUCUAAUGUGGAAAGUAGGAAAAAUAAGGAAAGCUCUUGAUGAACAGGGUGUCCAGCCUUUUCCCUGCUACUAUAUUCACGCUGUCCUUGCGUGUUCAUCAGUAGAUUAGUGAUUAAGCCGCCACUGUCUGAUCAGUUUUCUUUUCUCAGUGUCUGAAUGCUGUCAUUCACUUUGACAGAUCCGCCUCUUCAGGAGAGAUGUUGAAUUUGUGUAACUGAUAAAAUGCACCAGCGCUCAUGGUGACCAAAUGUCAACAACGCCGUACCUCUACACACUGCGUCUAAACAUAGAUGUCCACUACAGUUCAUCUACACUGCCAGCGGAAGUUUGGGGACAACUUGUCAAAAUGUUUUUAGCAUGUUUUCUGUUUCUUUGCAAUAACUUCACAUAAUAAUGAAAACUAAAUAGAUAUUGCCCUUUUUCUUUGCAAAAAACUUCAGAACUUCAGCAAUAGCUGAUAAAAGUCAUACCAAAAGAGCUUCCAUUUAAAACUUUAUAAUAGUAAUAUUAUAAUCAAUAACAAUAAUAACAGUACACUUUAUAGAACUUUUCAUAUGUUUAAAGUGCUCAAAGUGCUUUACAAUGCAGUAAAAAAGUACAGGCCAAAUGCAAAAAAGUAAGUAAGAAAGUGUAAAAAAUAGAAUAAAAGUCCAACUCCAAAGUUAGAAGUAAUGAAAACAAUAAAAGCUUAAAAGCUUUUGAUCAUAAAAUUGUUUUGUUUUCGUAUUGUUUUGUAGUUCAGGCUACAAUUUUAUUAGCCUGCGAGUGCCAGGGGGCGCUCUAACCACUGUUUUCUUCUGUACUGAAGUUGUACAGUUUUGCCAUAUACAACUAAAGUACUUAUGAAUUUAUUUCUAAAAUGAAAAUUUCAAUUUUUUUAAAAUUGAAAAUUUUUUUGUCUUUCUUUGUCUUAUAAGGUCUUUCACAACAGUAAGUUUUCAGCAGCCAGCCAUCAGAUUUAAGAAUCUAAAAUUUUUAACAUAAAUAUUUGACUUGAGUAAUGAGAAAUAAACCUUAUUAUUUAACUUAAAAUUAGCUAAAUUGUGAUGAAACAUUUACAUUUUUUUCAUGCUUCAACUGAAUAGUAACAGCAUGGAUGUGAUAGUGAAGAAAAAAAAAGUAAUUAAUUUGAAAUCAGUUUUUAUUUUUUAAUUUACAGAAGAAAGAAAAUGCUCUCGCUCUAAAUCAUGUGUGGUAGUGACACUGAGUGACAUGGAACAUGCUUUGACAUGUUUAUGAACCAGGAUGCGGUGCAUCCUUAAAGGGCCCAUAUCCUGUAUUUUUGUUCUGUUCAACUUAGAACAUUUAUGAGGUUUUAUGUAGCCAUAAUUCAUUUCUACCUGACUGUUUUCAGCUUGUCUUAAUAUCUCAGAAUUAAACAGGCUGUUUUUCUUACUGUGCAUUUAAUGCUGAUAUAUGCAAAUGAGCUCUGUUGUAAUGUGCCGUGCAUUGUGCCUCAUUCAGAAAGCAGUCUGGACUGAAACACUCCUUAUAAAUUUACUGUGAGUGGGUGGGGCUAAAAUGCUGCAAAUAUAUGCAAACAAGCUGUUCUUGUGACCUCACAAAAGCACUGCAUUCAAAAGAGGCUGUAUUUGCAGCUUAGUUUCUGCAAAUAAACUUGAUAGGCUGGUUUUGAAACUACAUACAACAUCAAACUCUCGUAUUUAAAAAGAAGCUGUCCAUGAUAUGUUCCCUUUAAAAGUCAUUCAUCUUCUGCUAAAAGUCAGGUUAUUGUACCUUGAGCAUCUCCGUAAAGUCCAAAGUCUAAAUCUUAUGCUUUAAUUUCAAAGAAAAGCAAAACAUCCUCAAACUUUUGACAGGCAGUGUUUUUUUCCAAUUUUGGCAUUCCAAAUUUCUUGAAUAUUUUCUAUAUUCUCUUUCCUAUUCUUUUUGCUCUUCGCCUCAUUGCCUCUUAACCAAACCACUAUGAAUAGCUGUGUGUUUGUAUGAUUUCUGUACAUAAUGUUGAAGCGUAUAUCGUCUCUGUCAGGUUGUCGCGACGACUCUGGGUUUUUAGCCUCAGCCCAGGAGAACCUGCACACUGUGUAACUGUAAUUGAUGCGAAAUGGAUGACGGGACGCGCCGUGCUUUAGCGGACGUGGCCGAAAUAGAUGACUCAGACAGCUGUCUGGAGUUCAGGUGAAGUGGGACGCAAACAGAAGAGUCCUCGCCAGCAGCUUAAGUGCUCUUACUGCUAAGCAUGCUAAACCAGCAAACAGGCACAAACGCUUGAUCAACGUAUAGCCUUAAAGUGGAAUUCCAUCAAAAAUUCCUUUGUAAUUCAGUGUCUGAGAUGUAAACAGAGUGUUUCAGAGUGGUUUGGUGUGAAGUGGUUCAUAUUUCUUUACAGUGGUGGUGAUAGGACCCAGGGGUCGCCAUGACUACAACACAAAUAUAUUCAGCACUGUGAACAAUUGUGACUACAUUUCUCUAAAAUAGAGCGUUUCACACCAAAUCACUCCGACUUGACUUUUCACCAUUUAGCUAUGCUGAAAUUUUAAAAAAAUCUGUGGAAUUGCACUUCUUGUCCCACUUUUGCUGAAUUUGUCCUCGUACACAUAACCUUGGGGCUGGAGAACAGUGCAUGUGCACCAAAAUGUACCCAGUUUCCUUCAACACUCAUCUUACUGAUGUAUUUUUACCCUUCAGGAUCUCCAGGAGAACAAAUGAUACACCUAAAGGGCUCGUGCUUUUUUUUACUUAAUAAAUAGCAAACAAAUACCAAACUUCACGAUCUGCACUCACUUCGAGGCCUGAAUUUAGCACCACUGAAGGACGUUGGCGGACAGUUCGAACCGUAGCUAGCUUUACAUUCCUGCUCACUAGAGGGCGCUGAUAUUCCUGUCACACAGUAAAUGUGUUUUUGGUAUACUUUUAUGAUAGCUUUGUGCAUUUGUACUGUUUUGGUAUACCUCCUGAUGUGUUUGUACUCUUUCUUACGCUUUCGAUGAAGCAGAAAACAGCGAAGGUGGAGUUAUAUUUUUGUGCUUUAUUAUCAGCCUGUAAGGACUAGACACUCGUUGGCUGCUGAGCCACUAAUGUCUUAAUUUUCUCCUCUAUUUUUAUCCUCUUUAAAGCUCUCCAGUGUAAAUAUUUACCCAAGACCAAAAAGAAAACUUCACCCAUGUGCCUUCAACCUUCAGCUGUCCACUAACUGGAUCUCAUUAACAAAGAACGACUCUUUUCCAAACCUACAUGUACUUAACAAUUACUUGUAUUUCUUAUUGGCCUUUAAUUCCUGUGUAUGUAUAGAAAAGAAUGUCUAUUUUGUACUGUCUCUCUCUUCCUAAUUAAAACGGAAAGCAUAUUGUUUGCCUGAA
Messenger RNA from Pygocentrus nattereri (red-bellied piranha), 9901 nucleotides. It is a transcript of the gene hdac7a, whose product is annotated as histone deacetylase 7a. Gene Ontology annotation, molecular function: histone deacetylase activity. The record is from RefSeq and is a predicted model, not a curated record. The coding region runs from base 427 to 3216 and encodes 929 amino acids. Gene Ontology annotation, cellular component: histone deacetylase complex. Gene Ontology annotation, biological process: chromatin organization; negative regulation of transcription by RNA polymerase II. NCBI's taxonomy places the organism in Eukaryota, Metazoa, Chordata, Actinopteri, Characiformes, Serrasalmidae. The transcript is spliced from 26 exons.